Messenger RNA from Varanus komodoensis (Komodo dragon), 2409 nucleotides. It is a transcript of the gene ZCWPW1, whose product is annotated as zinc finger CW-type and PWWP domain containing 1. The record is from RefSeq and is a predicted model, not a curated record. The transcript is spliced from 13 exons. Gene Ontology annotation, molecular function: zinc ion binding. NCBI's taxonomy places the organism in Eukaryota, Metazoa, Chordata, Lepidosauria, Squamata, Varanidae. Gene Ontology annotation, cellular component: nucleus. Bases 140 to 1564 code for a protein of 474 amino acids.
AUUUCCAGAAAACCCUGAGAAGAGAGCUACUUUGGCUAAACCUACUCAGAAGCAAAGUCUCAGAAGAAAGACCUUGGGGGUACAUCCAACUCUAGACAAUGGGACCUCUGGAAAGGAAAGUGGGGAGAAAAGUGAAGUGAUGCUUCCAGAAGCAGAACAGGAGUGUCAGCUCAAAACAGAGAAACACAGCGCACCUUUGGUGCAUAAAGGCAGAGAGAAGAAUGAGAAACCAGAAGCAGACAAUGGAGGGCGUAAGGAAAACCGGAAAGGAGCGCCACAGAAAAAAGUUCAAGGCAACGCCCGAGUCGUCACUGACCAAGAGGAAAUGCAGGAGCAGGAGCAGGAGGAGGAGGAGGCAGACGGAGGAAGUGACAAGUGCAUGGCUUGGGUUCAGUGCUCGUAUCCAACCUGUCAGAAGUGGAGGCGGCUCAGCAGUGACAUAGACCCCUCCGUGUUGCCCGAGGACUGGUCCUGUAACCAGAACACAGAUCUUCAGUAUAACAACUGCAACAUUGCUGAGGAAACGUGGUCAGGAUCUGAAAACGAGGUGGUCUAUGCCGUAUAUAUUCCUGGGUCAAUCGUAUGGGCCAAACAAUAUGGAUACCCAUGGUGGCCUGGGAUCGUAGAGGCUGAUCCUGAUAUUGGAGAGUACUUCCUGUUUUCUUCCCAGACAGAUUCGCUUCCUUCCAAGUACCAUGUGACCUUUUUUGGCAAGACCGUGACCCGGGCUUGGAUCUCUGCCUCCCUGCUGAGGAACUUUGGUGAAACAACUGUGGAAGGAAAUGGUUUGGCCAAGCUCAAGAGUAAAGGUGACAAGAAGAACCUUGAAGCUGCUCUGAUGAUGGCAAAAGAAGCAGCGCAAAUAAGCAUUCAGGAAAGAAUAAGGAUAUUUGGAUUCCGCAGCCGAUUCAGCAGAAAAGAGCCACCCAAAGAUCACAAAGAUGUAAAAGCUGCUGCUGCCCUGGUUACCUGCAAGCCUCAAGCCAAGAGGACCCAAAGGCCGUUGGAUGGGAACAAGAACUCGGCGGCCUCAAGCAGGAGUCAAAAUAAGCUUCCUCCUGGCGCAGCAGUGAAGAAGCAAGAUGGAGGGGUCAGCAAGAAAGUCAGCGUGCACGGGAGUAGAAAACACAAGUUAACAUCUGAAGCCUCCACUUCUUUGUUGAAGAAGAGCCAAAGAGACAUUCAGCCUCCCAAAACUGCACCUGUGCCAAAAGGUUCUGGCAAGGCAAGGAGACCUCAUAGCGACCAGAAAAGUUUUAAGAAACCGUUCUCUGUGCCACAGUGUAGGAAUAUCAAAGCUGAACGCGCCAGUUCUUGUGCAAACAGCAGCACCGCUAGCAUAGUGUCACCCAGUUAUGCAAGCAAGAAAGACAGUUCGAACGAGGCCAUGGCAGAAAGCAAACCGAUGUUGAGCCAGGGCAGUGUGAUCCUUGAGGAAUCAAAUGGUGUUGCGGCAGUGGAAAAAGAUGAAGAGGAAAUCUUCAGCAGCCAGGAGAUGUCUGUCUUUGCCGAGGAGAAAGAUUAUUCCCCGGAAGACUUUUCCUUGGUCUUGUUUGAAGAGUAGCUGUUCAAAUGAAGGUGAGCCCCCUCGUCCCGCCAUGGAGAGAAUGGGCUCCUCCUUCCUCCAUAGCUGACUGCGUAUGCUGAUCCGUAGCACGGAGGCGCAACCCUUGAUAAGCAUAAAUGGCACCAGAGUGGGAGAGUAGCAGGGACCAUGGAGAGGGGCCAUUUACAGUUCUGGUUCUUGUGCCUCAUCCACCUAGGAAGUUGGUGACUAUUUGUUUUUAAACAAGAUUGUGACGUUGUCUCUUUCUCUGUUCCAUGAUUAAACAAGCUACUAGAAACAGCCAUAAACAAGGCAUGGAAAAUAACUUCACUCCCCAGUAACUUGACUUGCUUAAUGUUUAGUUUAAAAGAGAAGCCAAACAAAACAGCAAUAAAAAUGUAUGAGAUUUCUGGGGAUUGCUUUGCCCUAAUGUAUAAGUUGAUAAUUCUCUUGUUUGUCUUAAGAAGUACAGCUUUUUUCCUACUGGUUGUUUUGUUACAAUUUGGCAAGACUUUUAUUAAAGUCCAGUUUGGAGCUGAGCAGGGUGUCUCCAUUCAGUUUUACUAGCACCACAGAUGCCAGGAGCAUGCCUGCACACUUGAACGUACACUAAUUUGACAAAAAGAGAGAAAACAGAUCCACCACUCAAAUCCAGACACGUUGGUUAGAGUCACUUGUGCAAACACGGACAGUGGGUUGAUAAGGUGUUGCCUGCAAUGAAGAUGCUAACACAAUUGUAUUGGAAAACUUUGAGAGAUGAGUUACAAAGGCCUUUGUUUAUCAGCAAGUCCAAAUUAAAGUUUUUCCAGCGCUGUUGUAGUGCUUAUGUUGGUCUAUAUCGCAUACACACAACACUAAGUAUU